Dicrocoelium dendriticum is the source of this 540-nucleotide messenger RNA. The record is from the annotation of a GenBank genome assembly. Lineage: Eukaryota; Metazoa; Platyhelminthes; Trematoda; Plagiorchiida; Dicrocoeliidae.
AUGACAACGGUCACGCCCCUUGCGUGGGGGGGGGGGGUGGGGCGGUGGGGGUGGGGGGGGGGGGGGGGGGGGGGGGGUGGUGGGGGGGGGGGUGGGGGGGGGUGUGCGGGGGGGGGGGGGGGUGGGGGGGGGUUGGGGGUGGGGGGGAGGGGGGGGGGGUGGGGGGUGGGUGGGUUGGGUGGGGGGGUGGGGGGGUGUGGGGGGUUGGGGGGGGGGGGGGGGGGGGGGGGGGGAUCGGAGGGGGGUGUGUGUGAGGGGGGGGGGAUGGGGUUGGGGUGGGGGGGGGGGGGGGGGGGGGUGGGGUGGGGGGGGGGGGGGGUUGGGGGUUGGGUUGGGGGGGUGGGGGUGGGGGGGGGUGUUUUGGGGGGGGUUGGGGUGGGUUGGGGGGGGGGUGGGGUGUGGGGUGGUUGGGGUUGGUGUGGGUUGGUGGGGGGGGUUGGGUUGGGGGGGGGUGGGGGGUUGUGUAGUGGGGGGGGGGUGGGGGGUUUGGUUGUAGGGGGGAUUGGAUUGGUUAGGGGUGUGGGAGGGUUGGGGGGUUAG